Aspergillus nidulans FGSC A4 is the source of this 1143-nucleotide messenger RNA. RefSeq lists its product as uncharacterized. Gene Ontology annotation, molecular function: hydrolase activity. The transcript has a single exon. NCBI's taxonomy places the organism in Eukaryota, Fungi, Ascomycota, Eurotiomycetes, Eurotiales, Aspergillaceae. The coding region runs from base 1 to 1143 and encodes 380 amino acids. The record is from RefSeq and is a predicted model, not a curated record.
AUGGCGUCGCCGUCUCUUUUUACCCGCCACCCUUUCAAGUUUCUCUUCACAGUAUAUUACCUCUCAACUUUGCCACUGCGCGUCCUGGUUGCUGCCCUUUACUACCUUCCACCAUCGAACCGAUCCGGCCGAACUUACCGCCUGGCAUUGACGACGAGGCUGAUGAGAUUCUGGUUUUAUUUUGCGACUGCAGUAGAAUUCCAGCUUCCCAAAACGCUUGAACCAGGCGCAGACAAGGCGCGCUUUGUGUUCAUCGAUCCAGAGAAGAUCGAGCACCGUUACUCCUCCCCUUACGUCAGUGUCCUCGCUAGCAACCCAGCCAUCAACCCGGCCCCGAUUGCUGGCUUCUGGUAUGAAGCUCCGCCACCGGUAGGCAAGACGCCCAGGCUGGUUGUCCUCCAUUUCCAUGGCGGCGCAUUCGUGCUCGGGGGCGCUCGCCCCGCAGACGCAUUCUGCUCAGGUCCCAUUGCAUUGAGCAAGGACCUGGACUGCCCGGUCCUGAUGCCCCAGUACCGACUGUCGAAUUCACGUGAUCGCACUACGUGCUUCCCUGCCGCUCUCCAGGACGCGGUCACGGCUUACACAUAUCUCCUGUACACGCUUGACGUGGCCCCCGAGAACAUCGUGCUCUCGGGGGAUUCAGCAGGCGGGAAUCUGGUCAUUGCAUUUCUACGAUACAUCAAGAACGAGGCUGCAGAUCAUCACCUCCCGCUUCCGCGCGCGGUCCUACUCUGGAGCCCCUGGGUUGAUCUCGGCACCCCAGGAAGCAGCCAAUACGACCGUCACCGCAACGUCUCAACCGACUUUCUCUUUGACGCGUUGGGUGACUGGGGCGUACGCUGUUACAUUCCAGACGGGUGGAAUAGGGAGCACCCAUUCUAUCCAUACAUCAGCCCACUGGGACAGGAGUUUCAGAUGGAGGUGCCGAUCUUUAUCCAGACCGGGCGUGCGGAGGUGUUGUAUGAUUCCCACGUUGAGUUUAUGACUAAUCUGAAAAAGAGAGGGUGUAGGGUUGAGUUUGUGGAGAUUGAUAAUGCGCCGCAUGAUACUUUUGUUGCAGCUGAUUUAUUUGGGAUUCGGGAGCAGGAAGGGGCGAUUGAUCGAGCUGCAAAAAUGGUCAUUGAGGCGGGGACACCUCCUUAG